This is a messenger RNA of Lachancea nothofagi CBS 11611, 1107 nucleotides long. The record is from the annotation of a GenBank genome assembly. NCBI's taxonomy places the organism in Eukaryota, Fungi, Ascomycota, Saccharomycetes, Saccharomycetales, Saccharomycetaceae.
AUGUUCAAGUCACAGUUCGUCAGAAACUCGGUGAGGCUCUUUGCCACGAAGAAACAGCCUUCUAUUGGUCGCUACACUGGUAAGGCAGACCCAGCUACGGGCAAGUACACGGUCUCGUUCAUCGAAGGUGACGGUGUAGGUCCAGAGAUUUCAAAAGCCGUCAAAGACAUUUUUGUCGCUGCCAAGGCCCCUAUCCAAUGGGAAACCUGUGACGUGAGUCCGCUAUUUAUCAACGGACUAACUACCAUUCCCCAACCCGCCCAGGACUCCAUAAACAAGAACUUGAUUGCUUUGAAGGGUCCUUUGGCUACUCCCAUCGGUAAAGGUCACAGAUCGCUAAACUUGACUCUACGUAAGACUUUCGGUUUGUUUGCCAACGUGCGUCCCGCCAAGUCUGUCGAGGGUUACAAGACCGCUUAUGACAACGUCGACCUCGUCCUUAUCAGAGAAAACACUGAAGGUGAAUAUUCAGGAAUCGAGCACGUUAUCGUGCCCGGUGUCGUGCAGUCCAUCAAACUAAUUACCCAGGAUGCUUCCGAACGUGUCAUCAGAUACGCCUUCGAGUACGCCAGAGCUGUCGAGAGACCAAAGGUUAUGGUUGUCCACAAGUCCACUAUCCAAAGACUAGCCGAUGGUCUUUUCGUCAAAGUUGCUCAAGACCUUGCUAAAGAAUACCCAGAUAUCGAGUUGCAAACCGAAAUCCUAGACAAGACCGUUCUUAACGUUGUCAAGGACCCAGCCCAAUACAAGGAUGUCGUUGCCGUGUGCCCCAACUUGUAUGGUGACAUUCUGUCUGACUUGAACUCCGGUCUCAGCGCUGGCUCUUUGGGUUUGACUCCUUCUGCCAACAUUGGACACCAAGUUUCUAUCUUUGAAGCCGUUCACGGUUCUGCUCCCGACAUUGCUGGUCAAAACAAGGCUAACCCAACUGCUUUGUUGCUGUCUUCCGUUAUGAUGUUGAACCACAUGGGCUUGACUGAACACGCUGACAAGAUCGAAAAGGCUGUUUUCACCGCUAUUGCUUCCAGCCCAGAAAACAGAACUGCUGACUUGGGUGGUAGUGCUUCUACUUCCUCUUUCGCCGAAGCCGUCAUCAGCAGAUUGUAA